Saxophila tyrrhenica is the source of this 1146-nucleotide messenger RNA. RefSeq names its product Protein-lysine N-methyltransferase efm5. Lineage: Eukaryota; Fungi; Ascomycota; Dothideomycetes; Mycosphaerellales; Extremaceae. Bases 1 to 1146 code for a protein of 381 amino acids. Gene Ontology annotation, biological process: methylation. The transcript has 2 exons. The record is from RefSeq and is a predicted model, not a curated record. Gene Ontology annotation, molecular function: nucleic acid binding; protein-lysine N-methyltransferase activity.
AUGGACGACGACGACGACAUGCCCCAGCUUCCCGCUGACACACUGCAGCUGCUUCAACAGUUCAUCACUGAAAAGGACGAACAAGACAAGGCUUUUGAAAACCUGAAGACCAAGGCCGAAGAGCGUUUCGAGAAUGGUAGCACAAAGCUAUCGAUGGCUCUGUUCGGCGAAGACUGGAAUGCCAGUCAAUUCUGGUAUACGGAUGCAACUGCCCGAACGCUUGCAUACCAGCUUCUCGACGGUGUGACUGCAGACAGCGCCAUUGCCGUGGUGUCAGCUCCCAGCGUCUACAUACAGCUUCGGGAGAUCCUGAGCGAGUCCGAUGUUAAGAUCAAACCGAAGCUCUGCCUUCUAGAGUUCGACAAUCGCUUUGACGUCGUGGGAACGGACUUCCUCUUUUACGACUUUCAACAUCCGCUUCGCCUGCCACCGGAGCUGAAAGCAAAGUUCGACCGCAUCAUCUGCGACCCACCAUUCCUAUCAGAAGACUGCCAAUCCAAAACAGCACUUACUGUCCGGUACUUGUCUCGAACGUGGGCUUCCGGGACGCUGAAGUUGAUUUCCUGCACUGGCGAGCGAAUGGAGUCCCUCAUGGCCAAAUUGUACGGCAAGAUAGGGAUGUUGACCACCACGUUCGAACCCCAACACAGCAAAGGCUUGAGCAACGAGUUCUUCUGCUAUGCAAACUUCGAGUGCAAUGAUUGGACGUGGCGGCAGCCUCAAGGCCAUGCGUCGUUCCCUGGCGCAAAAGGCGGUGGAAGAAUGCUCACGGAGGCGGGCACUGCGCCGGGCAUCUCCUGCAGUGGUCGUAACUCGCUUGACAUUCUGCAGGACAACGUGUCACAUUCGGGCACCCAACACUACUGCAACAGCAACGAUCUAUGCCGACCGGCUCCACCGCCGGAUGGCGCGAUUAUGCAAGGCUGUUGGCUGUGGAAUAUUGCCCGGGUAGACGGUACUGAACUUUGUACUGCAGGUACACCCAAUGCCGUUCAGUAUCUUCACCGUUCUUCGGUCUUUCUCGAUCUCGGCAUCUCGGCGUCUGCUCGGCAUGUGCGGCAGACGGAUGUGCCAGCUGCUUGCGACGUCCGAGAAUCUCGGCCCGUCUCACGCAAAGAAACGACGACCCUGCUUCGCCAGAUGUGA